Molecule: messenger RNA, 3673 nt
Organism: Chiroxiphia lanceolata (lance-tailed manakin)
Lineage: Eukaryota; Metazoa; Chordata; Aves; Passeriformes; Pipridae
Product: S-adenosyl-L-methionine-dependent tRNA 4-demethylwyosine synthase TYW1-like
Biological process (GO): wybutosine biosynthetic process
Molecular function (GO): FMN binding; 4 iron, 4 sulfur cluster binding; catalytic activity
Source: RefSeq, a predicted model, not a curated record
AAGGGGCGGGAGCGGCACAUGGCGGGCUGAGGGCAGCGCCGGCCGGGGCGGAGGGAUUUAGAUGUCUCAAUGGAUACGUGGAGCUACUUCUGUACUUGCCUGGCGUCCAUAUGGCUGCACAGAUUUUACAUCUACUCUGCUGUUGCUUUGGGGAUCAGCCUUUGGAUUGUCAUUCAGUUCACCACCACCAAAACCAAAAAGAAGGGUGAAAAAUCCAGUGGGAAUCCCUCUUCCUCCAAAGGAACAGAAGACAAGCUGGUAAAUGGAUGUGCCACCCCUCAGGCAGAGGAGGUGUAUGUAGCUGGAGUAAAGAUCUUCUAUGGCUCUCAGACUGGCACAGCAAAGAGAUUUGCCAAAGCUCUGGCUGAAGCUGUUACUUCCCUUAAUUUGCCUGUGGAAGUCAUUAACAUGGGAGACUAUGACCCAGAUGAUUGUUUAGCAGAGGAGACAACCAGCAGGAACAUCUGUGUGUUCCUGGUGGCCACGUACACGGAUGGGCAGCCCACGGAGAGCGCGGCCUGGUUCUGCAGGUGGUUGGAAGAGGCAGCCAACGAUUUCCGUGUUGGGAAAACCCACCUGAAGGGGCUCAGAUACGCCGUGUUUGGCCUGGGGAACUCGGUGUAUGUGGAUCAUUACAACACAGUUGGCAGGAGGAUGGACAGGUGGCUGUGGAUGCUCGGUGCCAGCCGUGUGAUGACCCGCGCCGAGGGCGACUGCAACGUGGCGCGGAGCAGGCACGGCAGCAUCGAGGGCGACUUCGAGGCCUGGAAAGCCAAAUUCCUCACUCGGCUCCAGGCCCUCUGCAGAGGGGAGAAGAAGCCCUGCAGUGGGAAGUGCAAGAAAGGGAAAUGUAAAUCUCCAGGGAAGCAGAGCAAGGAGAGCUCGGAUCAUGAACGCGGGGCAUCGGAGCACGAGAAUACUGAGGCAGAGGAAUUGUUUGAAACCAGUAGUGAGGAGGAAGCUGAUGCUGAGGAAGCUGGAGGCACCAAUUCUAUCAUUGAUGUUGAAGAUCUUGGCAAUAUCAUGGGCCACAUGAAGAAAGCAAAGAGAGAACAUGAGCUCCAGGAAGGAGAUGUUGGAAGGAGAGAGAACCCUGGGAGGAAGGAGGAGGAGAAGAGGGAGAUGAUAACGCCGGCCCUGAGGGACGCGCUCACGAAACAAGGUUACAAACUCAUUGGGAGCCAUUCCGGGGUGAAGCUCUGCCGGUGGACAAAGUCGAUGCUCCGGGGCCGAGGGGGCUGCUACAAACACACCUUCUAUGGGAUCGAGAGCCACCGCUGCAUGGAGGCCACCCCCAGCCUGGCCUGUGCCAACAAGUGUGUCUUCUGCUGGAGACACCACACGAACCCCGUGGGCACAGAGUGGCGCUGGAAGAUGGACCAGCCAGAGCUGAUCCUGCAGGAGGCCAUUGAGAACCAUCAGAACAUGAUCAAGCAGUUCAGAGGUGUGUCAGGCGUGAAGGCAGCUCGCUUUGAGGAGGCCCUGGCAGUGAAACACUGUGCUCUGUCCCUGGUGGGGGAGCCCAUCAUGUACCCCCAGAUCAACCGCUUCGUGAGGCUCCUGCACCAGCACAGCAUCUCCAGCUUCCUGGUGACCAAUGCACAGUUCCCAGAGGAGAUCAGGAGCCUGGAGCCAGUGACCCAGCUGUAUGUCAGUGUGGAUGCCAGCACCAGGGAGAGCCUGAGGAGAAUCGACAGACCCCUCUUCAAGGACUUCUGGCAGAGGUUUCUGGACAGUUUAAAGGCCUUGGCUGAAAAGGAACAGCGCACGGUUUACAGGCUGACCCUGGUGAAAGCUUGGAAUGUGGAUGAACUCAAAGCUUAUGCUGAGCUGAUAUCCCUUGGAAAACCAGACUUCAUCGAGGUCAAGGGUGUGACCUACUGUGGAGAAAGCUCUGCCAGCAGCCUCACCAUGGCCAACGUGCCCUGGCACGAGGAGGUGGUGGGGUUUGUGCAGGACCUGGCCGAGCUCCUGCCGACUACGAGAUCGCCUCGCGAGCACGAGCACUCAAACUGCCUGCUGCUGGCCCACACCAAGUUCAAGGUGGAUGGCGAGUGGUUCACCUGGAUCGACUACGAGCGCUUCCAGGAGCUGGUGCGGGAGCGCGAGCGGAGUGGCGGCGCCAGGACCUUCACCGCGGCCGAUUACACGGCCAGGACUCCUCCCUGGGCUCUCUUUGGGGCCAGGGAGCGGGGAUUUGACCCCCUGGAUGUCAGAUUCCAGCGGAGGAGCAAGGCCCGGGACAUCUCUGGCUGCUGAGCUUUGGGGCUCCAUUUCCGGCCGACGCGGAUUUCGGAUCUUCCCGUCGACGUUACCCCGCGUUUGCUGUUGAGCGGGAGGGUCAAGCCUUGAGUUCACCCUUCCCUCCCGGUUUUAGGGCUUCCUGGAUGAAAAUAUUUAUAACAUUCUCUCUCCCAAAUCAGAAAUGGUUCAUGGCAGUGGUUUCUCAGCAGCCUGGUGGGGAGGCAGGGCCAUGGUCGUGUUUGGAGUUGGAUGUGGUUUGGAGUUGGAUAUGGAGCAGGAGCAUUCCUUGGAUUCCAGUGCCCUCUGUGAGGAAGCCUGGCACAUCUGGCCCCAGCUUGGCAGCAAAACGUUCCACAUCCACGAGGAAAAGUACCACAGGGAUUUCAACCCCGAGCUUGUUGGAUCAGGGCAGGUGGGACCUGGAUCAAAGAACCUGAUCCCUGCUGGGAAUUAUUUGGACUUAGUUCAGGUUUAUGUAUUUAAUUCCUGUAAAAACCUCAUCUCAUCCAAGAAACUUGGGAAUAGUGUGAGUAACAGCCCCCCUAUUGAUACCAGCUGUGACCUCUGAUACCUCUCCAAGUAUCUUCCAACUUCCUGGUUUUGGGAAUGGAUGUUUCUGAGCAGUGUUAUCCCACUCCCAGCAGCCCUGAACAACGUGUACAAUCCCUCAAAGCCCUGGCUGUGUGUGCCCAGUGCCCAUGGGAGCUGGACAUCAGAGAUGGAACUCCCCCUCUCCCCUGGGAAGCUCCACAGCCUCACUGCUGCUCUGGAUGGGGAGAACGGGGUGGAGAAGGAAACUGGACCCAGUCGAGGUCUCUGGAGUCAAGAAACCAACUCCUCUCCUUUGGAGAGGUGACAUCCAGGCACAAGGUCAGGGGUUGCUCUGGGAUACCCUGGGCACUCUGGAGGUGCUGGAGCCUGGCUGGAAAAUGGCUUUUAAAUAAGGAGGGAAUUCCCUUUCCCUCUUUGCUGCAUCCCCAAGGGUUGGAGGCUCUGUGUGCAAACCCCCUGGCACAUUCCCGGGCCUUCAGUUCCCAGAUGGCUGAACCAGGCAAAGCUCUGCCCCUUCCCAAGUGGCUCCCACCCCUCUUCCAUGGCUCCCACCCGUGGGCAGCCCCUCCUCCCUCAGGGCUCCAGGUCCUCCCUGGUGCUGCUCCAGCCAAACCCUUCCUAGGAAUGGAUGGAACCAGCAGCAGGAACAGCUUUAAUUCACACCCAGGGCUGGAGGUGGGACCACACCUCAAUCCUGCUCAGGGGGGUUUGUUUCCCUGUGGAACUCCAGCAGCUUGGAUCAAAGGUGCUCCCAGCACUCCCACCCUAAACCUUCUCAUCCCAUGGAGCUGUGGAUGCUGAGAGUCCCUGGGAUGGUGAUUUUCUUUCUUUUUUAAAAGCAAGCCCGUUUCUUAGGCUGUAAAAAGUGUUUCUAAAG